Leucoraja erinaceus (little skate) is the source of this 1555-nucleotide messenger RNA. RefSeq names its product proteasome 26S subunit, ATPase 2 (gene psmc2). Gene Ontology annotation, cellular component: proteasome regulatory particle, base subcomplex. The coding region runs from base 95 to 1399 and encodes 434 amino acids. Gene Ontology annotation, molecular function: ATP binding; ATP hydrolysis activity; proteasome-activating activity. NCBI's taxonomy places the organism in Eukaryota, Metazoa, Chordata, Chondrichthyes, Rajiformes, Rajidae. Gene Ontology annotation, biological process: proteasome-mediated ubiquitin-dependent protein catabolic process. The transcript is spliced from 12 exons. The record is from RefSeq and is a predicted model, not a curated record.
CGGUGGGUGCUGGGAGGUGGGGCUGGAUGACUUCCGGUCGGCGAGGCCUGCUGAAGUGCUGUGUAACUAACGCCGGGUGAUUUUUGCCGCCGUCAUGCCGGAUCAGCUGGGAAGUGACCAGCGUAAAGCCAAAGAGGAGUCCAAAGAAGAAGAUAAGCCGAUUCGAGCACUUGAUGAAGGGGAUAUUGCCCUCCUUAAGACCUAUGGUCAGAGUACCUAUUCCAGGCAGAUCAAGCAAGUGGAGGAUGACAUCCAACAGCUUCUCAAGAAAAUUAACGAAUUGACUGGUAUCAAAGAAUCUGACACUGGUUUGGCUCCUCCAGCAUUGUGGGACUUAGCAGCAGACAAACAGACUCUCCAGAGUGAGCAGCCUUUACAAGUUGCAAGAUGUACAAAGAUUAUUAAUGCAGAUUCUGAAGAUCCCAAGUACAUCAUUAAUGUGAAGCAAUUUGCAAAAUUUGUGGUUGAUCUAAGUGACCAGGUGGCUCCUACUGAUAUUGAGGAAGGAAUGAGAGUUGGUGUGGAUCGAAACAAGUACCAGAUACAUAUUCCACUGCCACCAAAGAUCGAUCCUACUGUUACCAUGAUGCAGGUGGAAGAAAAGCCAGAUGUUACCUACAGUGAUGUGGGUGGCUGCAAAGAACAGAUUGCAAAAUUGCAAGAGGUUGUGGAAACUCCUUUGCUACAUCCAGAGCUUUUUGUAAACCUUGGUAUUGAACCACCAAAAGGAGUGCUGCUCUUUGGACCACCAGGAACAGGCAAGACUCUCUGUGCUCGAGCUGUGGCUAAUAGGACCGAUGCUUGCUUCAUUAGAGUGAUAGGAUCGGAACUGGUGCAGAAGUACGUCGGAGAGGGUGCUCGAAUGGUUCGUGAACUUUUUGAGAUGGCCAGAACAAAAAAGGCGUGCUUGAUUUUCUUUGAUGAGAUUGAUGCAAUUGGAGGUGCCCGUUUUGAUGAUGGUGCUGGUGGUGACAAUGAAGUUCAGCGCACAAUGCUGGAGCUUAUUAACCAACUAGAUGGUUUUGAUCCAAGGGGUAACAUUAAAGUACUGAUGGCCACAAACAGGCCUGACACCUUAGAUCCAGCUCUGAUGAGACCUGGGCGUUUAGACCGAAAAAUUGAAUUUAGUUUGCCAGAUCUUGAGGGUCGAACUCACAUUUUCAAAAUCCAUGCACGGAGCAUGAGUGUGGAAAGAGACACGAGGUUUGAACUGCUUGCUCGAUUAUGUCCAAAUAGUACAGGAGCUGAGAUUCGUAGUGUUUGUACUGAAGCUGGAAUGUUUGCUAUCAGAGCUCGCAGAAAAAUUGCCACAGAGAAAGACUUCUUGGAAGCUGUGAAUAAAGUUAUCAAGUCAUAUGCCAAGUUCAGUGCUACCCCAAGAUACAUGACCUAUAACUAAUUUAGCUUUGAACUUUACCUCUGUGACUGUAAUAUUUACAUUGUUAGCCAAUUGUGAUUUUAACUAGUUAUAAAAAGUGGAUUUGGUGAUCCUUAAAUGUGUUUAAUAAUUGGGUUUUCAUUAUGGCCUAAUAGAAAUAAAGAAACAAUGAACUCA